Molecule: messenger RNA, 3162 nt
Organism: Ostreococcus lucimarinus CCE9901
Lineage: Eukaryota; Viridiplantae; Chlorophyta; Mamiellophyceae; Mamiellales; Bathycoccaceae
Gene: Swr1
Product: Swr1-Pie_related helicase
Exons: 5
Coding region: 1-3162 (1053 amino acids)
Cellular component (GO): Swr1 complex
Molecular function (GO): histone binding; ATP-dependent chromatin remodeler activity; ATP hydrolysis activity
Source: RefSeq, a predicted model, not a curated record
AUGUCGCCGGGCGACGAGGAGUUCGUGCCGCUGGGUGAAGUCGAGGAUGACUUGGUCACUUUCGACGAGGAGGCGGCAAUGGUGACUCAAGAUGAGCAGAAAGCAGAGCUAUUGGAAUUAAAAGCGGAGGGAGAACUUCCACUAGAUCAGCUACUUCUUCGAUACGGAAUUCAGCACGCGAUUGAUAAAGGGGGCAACACGAAGCAAGAGUCGAGGGAAACAGGGGCAGCUCGACAACCAACAGUUUCCUUGCGCUCCUUAAAAGUGGAGCCCCAGGCAGUAGCUGACAAUACUGUUGCGUACAACGAAGCGGUAUCCAUCGCAGCUGAAAUCACCAGUGAAGAGAACAUAAUACGUAGCUUCGAAAAGUUGUUGCACAAGACGGAAUCGACAAAACCACUCCCACAUUUUCCAGAGCCAACGAAAACGAAAAGUCACUGGCUUCACACGUUGGAGGAAAUGUCUUGGCUUUCAGGCGACUUUUCGCGAGAGCGAAAAUGGAGGAAACGUUCGGCUUUGAAGGUGGCAACAACACUUUCAAAAAUUCGUAAACGAGAAGUUCAAACCGACAUGAAAAAGGCACACGAAGAAUUAGUACUAGCCCGUAAGACGGCAAAAGCAAUCGCAGGGUCUAUUCUCACAUUUUGGAACAAGGCUAACAAGGUAUUGUCGUUGCAACGCCAAGCAGCCGACGCACAAGCGCAGAAGAUGAAGCUCGACGCACAGUUAGAUGAGCUCGUCAAGGUCACAGAAGCCUACUCAGCGCGACUCGCCGCAAAGUUGAAUACAAAUCAGCCUUUUCCUUGCUACGGUGGAAACGUACGCACAGAGCAAAAACAUAACAUUGAACCUUCUAUUGGCAGUGGAUCAAACCUUUCUGUUCAGACUAGGAGUAACUGUUCUUCUACUGAUAUACUAGACUUUUCAUUGCUCAAACAUAGUUUACGUGACUAUCAGCUGGAGGGUGUCAGGUGGUUAAGAAAUUGCUAUAUCAAUAAUUUGAACGUACUAUUGGCAGAUGAAAUGGGCUUGGGUAAAACUAUUCAGACUAUCGCUCUUCUUUCUAUGCUCGCGACCGAGUUUGGAAACUGGGGACCACACUUGAUUGUUGUACCCACAUCUGUUAUGCUCAACUGGGAGGUUGAAUUUAAGAAGUGGUGCCCAGCUUUGAAAGUGUUCACCUAUUUUGGUUCUGUUCGCGAGAGGCGUUUGAAGCGGCAUGGGUGGAGUAAGCCGAAUAGUUUCCACGUUUGCAUAACUUCUUAUCGCAUUGUUACUCAGGAUCAGAGUAUCUUUCGACGUAAAAAUUGGGAGUAUCUAAUACUGGAUGAGGCCCACAUGAUAAAGAAUUGGCGAUCACAGCGUUGGCAAGUACUCUUAAAUUUUAGUACGAAGCGUAGGCUCUUGAUCACUGGCACUCCACUGCAGAAUGAAUUGAUGGAACUGUGGGCGCUGAUGCACUUUCUGAUGCCAGACUUAUUUGGAUCUCACUCUGAAUUCAAAGACUGGUUUGCGAAUCCAAUGAGUGCUAUGGUGGACGGCACUCAGUCGGUAAAUGAGUUGAUAGUUACCCGUCUACAUUCUAUCCUCCGACCAUUUAUUUUGCGUAGGUUGAAAAUGGACGUCGAAAAGACGCUUCCAGAGAAACACGAACACAUCGUGAAAUGCGUCCUAUCCCGCCGGCAAAGGCGCCUGUACGAGGAGUACAUAUCCUCUAACAACACACUCAGGACACUAGCAAGCGGGAACGUCAUGGGUGUGAUGAACUGUCUCAUGCAGCUUAGAAAGGUUUGCAAUCACCCAGACUUGUUCGCCGGAAGGCAGAUAUGUAGUCCAUUUGAUGUGAAACAUGUAUGUUGGCUAUCAUAUUUCGUGUUGCUCACGAGUGCGCGCCUCAAAUCGGCAAGAUGCGGGAUUAAUCUUCGACUCAGUGGACCAAAUGUGGCCGGCAAUGGAAAAGAAUUGAACCGCUAUAGAUCGCGAGAUCGAAUUGAAGAACAGCAUAAUGUCGGCACUUCUUUCAUGGAAAAUAUCGUGCUUCCAUUAUCAGAAGUACGAGCCGAACGCACAACAUUUCAAGCGACAAGUCUAUCAUUUUAUGCCGCUCAAGCUCUACUGUCCAAUAUCACGGCACAUACACGUUACGCAACAACUAUAUUCCCCAAAACAAAACAUCUAUCACAGUUCGGUAGAAUUGGCCAAUUAGCUUGGUUUGAAGACUCAGCUGUCAUAGAUAAUUUGAUUCGCUUCACAUUUAUUAUCCCAAAUGUGAGAUCAACAACGCCAUCCGUAUGGUCUCUCAAUGAAUCAACACACUCUAGUGGUGGUCGAUUUGAAGAAUGCGCUCUCGGUCUUAUGGCCCCAAUCAGGAAAUUCGUCGCCAGGCAAAGUAUGUUCGUUCCAGAUAAACGCUUAGUACAGUUCGAUUGCGGUAAAUUGCAGAUUUUGGCAACACUACUCCGAAAGCUGAAACAGGACGGUCACAAAGCAUUGAUAUUCACCCAAAUGACAAAAAUGCUGGAUGUAUUAGAAGCAUUUCUGAACUUGCACGGCUACACAUAUUGUCGCCUUGAUGGUAGCACCGGUGCUGAGCAGCGCCAGUUACUCAUGCAACGGUUCAAUAGCGAUAAAAGACUUUUUGUCUUUAUUUUGUCAACACGUUCCGGCGGAUUUGGUAUCAACUUAACAGGAGCAGACACCGUUAUUUUUUAUGAUUCUGAUUGGAAUCCGGCGAUGGACCAGCAAGCUCAAGAUCGCUGCCAUCGUAUCGGUCAGACGCGGGAAGUGCAUAUUUACCGUUUGAUAAGCGAAGGGACAAUUGAAGAGAGUAUACUUCAGAAAGCGGUCCAGAAACGUGAAUUAGACAACAUGGCGAUCCAAUUGGGCAAUUUCAAUACGACGUCAUUCAGUACACAGCAGGCACAUUCGCAACAACAUGCUGUCUCUGGUGAGACUUUGGAAAAUGAGGCUAUGUUUGAGCAAAAAAGAUUUGAACGAAUACAUGAUGUUGCAGCGCUAGGGGAGAGCGCUGCCGCCCACACGACUGAAAAUACUGUAGACGAACACUACAAAUCACAACUACAGAGUGAAGAUACGUUUGACCUGCAAGCACUCUUACCAGUUGAAAAGUAUGCGCUCCUCAAGUGCGCUGCACAAAGUUGA